Messenger RNA from Porites lobata, 8792 nucleotides. NCBI's taxonomy places the organism in Eukaryota, Metazoa, Cnidaria, Anthozoa, Scleractinia, Poritidae. The record is from the annotation of a GenBank genome assembly.
AAGUUUUACGAUGACGACCAAGAGAACGCCAUGCAUCGCUACUUGGACUUCAGGAACUCAGAGGCAUCGGUAUGUGAACCCUUUAAAAACUGAACUUGUGUUCAUACGACGUGACGAAGUUCGCAGAUCUUUGCAAUGUUGAUGAAUUUCCUUCUUUUAAAAAUGCAAAAACAAGAAGUACUGAGGUGACUCUGCUUAAAAUCUCAGCAGACGAUAAGAUUUAAGCGCGUGGAGUAUAGGACUAUAUAUUAACUUUAUUUAUAUUGACUUACUUUGUUUGCCGGAAUUUAAACAGGGCCCUUAAAACUUGAAUUGUCUUAAUAGACAAAAGAUCCUUCGACCUAGUUCUGAAAAGAGCGCCUUAAAAAUUUUAUUUGAAUUUGCCAGGUCUCGAGAGUAAUGUUGUCGGAAAAGAGCAAACCUCUAGCUCCGCAAAUUCGCUCAGAUUCCCCCGCACGGCGGAAGUGCUGCAGGGCCGUAGCAAGCCUUUAGAUACCAGGUGGCACAAAGAUUUUAGAUAGCUCUUAGUUAUUUUAUUUGAAAAGCAGAGGGUUUUGGGUCCAGGGGAGCCAUUGGACUGGUCUCUCGAAGUAAUAAUGUUUCAGUGCUCUGGGAGAUGAAUUUUUAUUUUGAACUUUAAUGCACGCAUUUUUUGACUUUUUGGGGCAAAAAGAGACCUGCUGCAGCUACUUUUCUCCACAAUUUCGUGACUUUGCCGAACCAUAUCUUCAUUAUUGUUAACAAACCACUUUCAAAGUUAGCAACUUUGCUGAUUUUAAAGCUUUCUCCUAGUUCCAGCGGUUUCGAUGAAUUUUCACAAACUGGUACAUUUCAAAAGUUAAUAAAACCGCGUCUAUGUCUAUUGAUUACCCUGAUCUAUGCUAAAAAUAUUUCGUUGAAUCUGUUUUUCCUACAUUUUUGCAAGGCACUUUAUAAACGCUAAAGUACAUUAUGACGACAUAAAGUGAAUGAAAAAAUGAAACAGCCGCAUCUGACAAAAGAGACGGCGAAAGCUAGAAUCCGAUUCUCGGCCUUGUUUGAAAACUAAGACUUUGUACCAAAAAGUUCAAGAUUCAGAGAAUGAAAGAAACACAAAAACGAAACUUUGGGACCGGCUACAAACGCUGCGAAAUCGCCAUAAAAAACUUCGCUGAUACCGCUGAUCAAGCCCACCCGAGAAUCGAUUCAAAAACUUCCAGCUUCAUCGAAAACUUUUGCCAUGUGCCUGCUAUCAUUUUUGAUAAACAAAGAUGCUCAUGCGGACCACUCAGGAAACAGCUAUUAGCAAUACGACCUGAAGCAGAGCGCGAGCAGAAGAAAGCAUUUUAGUGGUUUAAAAUACACAGUUGCGAUCCCUUCAGUACGAAAAUAAGAGGAAAGAAGGCGGAAAAACCGUGAUAAUAAUUUUCUGUGGAAAAAGUGUCCGGCAAACUUUUUUAUGUAACAGAUCUACUGAGAUCUAGACCGAACGUGCACAGUUAAUAUACGUUAAGUGAAGAUCACGACAAAACACGCAAGUAAUAACCCUGUCACGUCUGUCACACACAGACGUUUUGCCGUCCUCAUUUUUCUGCCGUCCUGUUGUGAAAGCUCACUAUUACAUCCUGCACUGUUGUAACUCCUCUCCCCUAGCCCCUUAGGAAGGCCUGAUACUCAGGCUCGGCACUGUUGACAAAACUGGAUAAAUCUACUACCACUUGAUAAUACAUAUAACAGUACACUAAAGAAAGUGUAAGUUUGCUGUGUGACCGGCGGCUGCUAGUUUUGAAUAACUGAAUGUCCCCGUUAGUUAGCACAAUUCAUCAAAACAAUAGCAAAAUAAUUACUACGAUAAAGUGAGUGCUAUAUAAAGCCUAGAUCGCCCACAAACAUUCAAAUUGAAAUAAUAUGGGCAAGCAAAACAAUGGAUGAAUACUAAAAGUAAUAGAAAAAAUCAAUCAGUUUUUUAACUCAUAGAAUCCUUCUAUAAACGACUUGUAACAAAGAAAUAUCAGGUAAUAGCAACAUAUGUACUACGAUUAAUGGAGUUUUAUAUAAAGCUUAAAUAGACUUGAAAUUAAAUGAUAUCUUCCCUAACCAUAAUUUGUAACAAAGUGAUUUCAGGCAUCAGGCUAAUUUCUAAUAAAAUAUGUUAUCUGUAUGAGAUCAGAGGCUUAAAUGCAGUAAAAAAAAUAAGCAAGGAUUGCAAAGAGUACAAAAUGUUAUAAUAUUAUUACCCGAAGUGACAAAUAAGGUCAUCUUUAUUUCAGUUUUUCAGUCAUUCUUUAUUUUGGCAGAGUAACAUGCAAGGAAGUGCUGUGAAUGAACCUAGAAAAAUAAAAAAGUAAACCCAAUUUAUAUCAUUCACAUGGCGAGUUAUGACGAAUCGUUCCCAAAAGCUGUCUACAAAUCGGUAAAAUAAAGACUGAUUUUGACACCUGUCUCAUCUCAGAUGUCUCCAUGUAUGAACUUGAUUUGUCUUUUCAGUUAAAAUAACUCGGUGAAGUCUGUGCUUACAUUAGUUUGGGCGACUUGUGUGUAUGGGUUUCCCCCAUAGGCGUACGGGCAAUUUUUUGCCAGGGGGGCGGUAAUCCAUUUGCCCAAAAAAUUCUUGCAAGUUGCCCAAAUUUUUACAAAAGAGUCGAAAGGAGACUAGGGCCAUACAACAAAAUAGGCCGUACUGGCAUUUGAAAGUGACUCGAUACAGUUUUUCAGAGUCAAUACCUGCCAAGUUUGAGCAUAAACUACGUCGCCACAAACAAGCAUUUGGAAAAAAUUGCCACCACAGUUUUAUUAGAUAAAGAGGGAAAUUUGUCAUGAUCAGGAUUGCAAUGAUAUCGGAGCUGUCAUAGCAACGAAAUGACGCCAUUACCUAUUAUACUUGCAGCAAUAUUCUCACUGGGAACUGUUCUUACAAAAUCGUUCAGGGGAGCUCUUUCCUCCGAUAGUGGCCUCGAUGUUCGUGAAGUUAAACGUAAGAGCGUUAUCGAGAUUUUUGGGAUGAAGUUUUUAUUGUUAGAAAAAGGUAAAACAGGAAAAUCUUGAUGUUUAGACGUAAUCUGAAGAAAACGGAGCGCUUUUGACAUGCAAUUCCACCUCAUAGUAGUUUCAAUCUUUUUAAAAACGUGUAUGAAAGAUCAUGGAGAUAGCUCCUGCCAAUUGCUAUGAGAAAGGAUUUGAUUAGCGUUCGAUCUUGUUAGGGGUUUUGUAAACAUUUCGGUCUACUUAAACAAAUUAGUGAAUAAUUUUUAAACCGCUCGAUAGAUUUUUUUAAAAAAAUUAUGAUUUUUCUCGUAAUUCAAACUGAGAAUUGGUCAACCACUUCACCUUCAGACCCAUUGCUGAUGCGUGUUCUAGGAGCGAAGGUGAUUCUAGAAAGUUAUGCGGAAGUUUAUUCUAAUCAAUUCACGACUGGAAAUAGCCCACUCCAGCUAGUACAGUGAAGUACAGUGCCCAACAACAACAACAAAAAAUCAGCAUAUGAUACCCUUCCCUUAUAACCAGAAACUCAUCACGUGCUAGGCAACCACUGUCUUGUGUAAACGUAACUGAAUUAUUACGCCGACUUCUGGUUAAAAUAGAAAAUAAUUAUUUAUCUCUUCAAAAUAACAAUAAUAAUAAAAAACAUGGAAACGUCUUUAAAAACUGGCUUUGCCCAAAUUUUCUCUUGCUGCCCAAAAAAUCUGAGUUGCCCAAACUUUGGGGGGGGUGCAGCCCCCCUCGACCCCCCGGCCCGUACGCCUAUGAUUUCCCCCGCCUAACAUGCUUCAUCACUAGCAUACAGGCAGAUUUUCGAAAAAGUCCUUCGUCCUAUAAAGCUCGCUCCGCUUGCUCUUUGCUGUAAAAGUGAAACUAGUAAGGUCGACUUGUAGCUAGUCUACCAACAUGCGCACAUGAUGUUAUAAUAAAUGUAUUCGAGACGGAGAAAAGGAAGUUUCAAAAGUUCCCUGCUAGGUUUAACUUUACGAUAACAAGACACGUACCAAUAUUUCGAGGUGUCUCCUGUGUGUACUUUAAAAAAUUCCCUUCUUAAAUGGAAUGAUCGUCGUCCGCUCUUUUCGCAUCCAAAAUUCAUUAAUGGCCACGGUUGUACUUAAUGCCGGAAGUAGAGUCGACCUUGAUUUGGAACAACUCUGCCUGAAACCCGCCUCAAUAUUUCGUCGAAAAUAAUUGAGUCGUUUGUCUACUUCCAUGUAUUUCCCAAUCUGGAAGUCCAUUUACUCUAACCUGCAUUUUAACAACAACAAAGCGAAACUGUUUAGAUCAAUUGAUGAAUACUAUAAGCGUGCUUUAAAAUUAUGUACAUUUAUAGCCAAUCAAAAAGCUUCGAUCUGUUGACGUCAGUCAAUUGGAAACAAGUCACGCUCAUGAAUUAGUCGCACUCAAGCCGGUAUCUACAUAGUCUGCUACACAGCCGUUUUUAGUGUCGUCACGCAACGCUCCUCCCCACUAACGGCUGCUGAAAACCGAACUACAUUCCUUUCCCGUGAUUAGCCAAUUAUAAUUCAGCUCCCAUUUUCUGGAAGGUGUUCACGCCACGUUUGCGGUACUGUGACUCCUCCACUCACAGCUUUGCUUUUAUCGGUGCCCCAUGUGUGAAUGACAGAAUAAUCAAAAUCGUCGCUUGAAAACAAGUGGGGAGGAGCCUUGCGUGACGACUCUAAAAACGGCUGUGUAGCAGACUAGUAUCUACAAUCAUCGUCAAAAUUGUUGGGAAGACUGCUACUUACUUUGGCCUGUUUCUCGGCAUGCUUUCAGGAUCGGAUAUAAACAGAUAUAUACUCCUCCAAAAGUAGAUAACAUCCAUUGGAACAAUAUGUUUCGCGUGUUCUUGCCGAUCUCUUCCUUUCAGUUUUAGUUAUAGAAUUUAGCCAUUUCUUCUUUGGGCAAUUCUUGUAUUUUAGUUCACUCCUGAAAAAACUACAUUAGGGCCACCGCGCCUGGAAACAGGCUUUGAAAGAUUGUGCUAGCAUUAUUUUUUGCAUACUUCGUCACUACGAGCAUGCACUUUUGGCUAGUUUCAUGCAGCCAAUGUUUUUUUGGCUGAGAUCAGUGUUACAUGCAAUUUUAAGAAACAAAGUCAAUCUUUUGUCACCUUAUUCACGGGAUCUAUUGAAGCACUUUCAAUAUACAGAGACCCCAGGUGGCUACAAUUCAUGUUAUUUUUUGGUAUCUUUUCCUUAUAGAGGAAUCAAUGGAGCUGUAAGGUAUCCAGUUGCUUCAGCGAGAGCUCCCACGGAGCAAGGGGUAGGUGACAUUUUUCUUUUUUAGAGACUGGUUUCUAUCAGCAUGUUAUUAGUCUUCGAGACCUACACGAGACUGAUGAGAGAAAGAGUUCUUUCCGGAUCCAGGUUCUGGCAAAGUCUUCAAGUAUUCUCUAAUUUUCUCACAAAAGAAUGGGGAGGGGUCACAAGAGCUGUACCCGGUUAACUGUUCUUAAUUGACGAAUCUGUGUACUCAGGAAACACUACACAAAGAACUGAUCAGGUAGUCCCCCGGGGUUGUACUUUAGGUCGGAACGUUUGCGUGGGAAUGUGCCGCUGAGACCUUAGAGCCCCUAGCCUAUACCAGACCUAGUUCAGCUAACUUUGCUAUCCUAUACUUGACCAAACAUCUCAAAUCCCUUCCUAUCCUAUAGUCGCUUUUUUCCAGAAACUACUGAGGUCAUCGCUAUCUUUGCUAAUAAACUGAGUUGCGGGUAAAUUUAAAUUUUCCGAUUUCAUUUUCUAGUGUCAGUCCCCGUUUUUCCCAGUCCUCGACCAAUUGACCAGUUUUUCCUUGGAAAUGAUACACCCUAUUCUAGAUCCAAACCAGGGGCGCAGCGUCUAUAUACGCACAUACACGCGUGAGAACACCUGCACUGAUCUGUAUAAUAUCAGUACUUUUUCCCUGAUUUCCAGGAAGUAUUUUAAUCAUUAAAUCGGGAUAACUGAUAAAUCUUUCGCAUUAUAAUGGUGUCUUUACCCAUCUUAAGGGUGGACAUCUCGCCCUUUGCUUGUAGCCUCCUUGAUGACGUCACCGUUUUCCCUUUUUUCCGUUAACAUUGCACCCUACCGAUAACACUAGAGAUGUAAAUUACACAACUAAACAUUGCAUUUUCCUCCGUAUUUAUUUCCUGAAAAUGUCUUGCCGAAUACGUAGGAAAUGGCAUUUCUGAGCCCUAAAUUUGAAAAAAUUUCCGCUGGAGCAUGUCCCCAGACCUCCCUAGUUUGCAGUACCGUCGAAGACCCAACCUUUCUUUCCUUACGCUACGCCCCUGCAAACUCUCUGAUUUCUGCACCUUAUCCCAGACCAAACUGCUUGAAAACCAUACCCUUCACAGCGGCACAUACCUAUGAGCCCAUAUAUGUAGUACCCCCUGUCUAUGUCCUUCUAAGAAAAAAAGAAUCUUUAUCAUUUCUUUUACUUACUAUAGGCGAUCGUUUGUCAACCCAGUGAGGAAGUUGAUCAUCCCAUUCAUGUAAGAGAACAUAGAGAAGAACAAAAUCCUCAACAGCCUGGUGCCAUACGAGGGACUCAGAAUGGGCUGAUGGGUCCCCAAGAUAUAGCAUCUUUGGUAGCUGUGGUAUCAAGAUACCCUGAUCUCCUGGUGGAGCUACCUGUGAAGGUUAUCCAGUUGCAUUCAGGGAGUAACCAGGCGAUGCAGUAUAACGCUUGUGACAUGCAACCACAUCGUGAGCUGGACAGAGGAAGACUGCAGGUAAACGAGAGGGUAAGACCACAAGCACGUCAGAAUGGAACUAGGUACUCUGUCGAGGAGACCAACCAGUUUCACGUGCAGGCCCAAGAAGAUGAACGCAUUGGUGCAAUUUCUCUUCCUCUGCAAAUAAUAAUUAACAGGUUAGUACGCUUAUGGUGCAUACGGCGCAGCUGAGGGUCCGUACCUGGUAAUCUGGUGAACCUGCAGAGCUCGCAAAUUUGCUUUUUGCAGUUCAAUUUCUUUUGAUAGUAUACUGAUGUCUGAUUAGUUCACGCGUUAGAACCCCUUUUUUAUCUUUUGGUUCAUCAUCUCAAACGGUCCAGCGGUCCGUUCCUCUCCAAAGAUCCGACAUUUAUUGACCGGCUCAGAAACUUGUCGUUUUUUGCAUUCGGGAAAGAGGCUUUAGUUUUGCAGAUAACAUAAUAAAAGUAUAAGUACACAAAACAAAAUGGAAUGGUUUGUUAACUAGGACCCUGGAUCUUAAUCGUUCUUCAGAUUUUGAUUUGAGUAUUUGAAUUCCGGGGGAGGUGGGUAUUCCCCAUACCGGCCUAUACGGACAGGCUCCGCCCGAGAUGGGUACCUUUUUCAGGCUUCAGAUAUAUGAAAGGAUAAUAGACUAUAAGGAUUUCACUAGCUGAAGUAUAUGAAAGGGUAGGGAAAUCUUAGCCUAGUCUCUAGUCGUUCUCUCUUGAUCCGUUGUCCGCGCGAAGUCUGGGAGAGAGCGGGCGGUGACGUCACAGCUCAUGGUAGAGUCCAGGAAUGACCGAGCCGAAAACGCCUGGGGACUAGGCUGGGGAAAUUUGUCAUUUGGAUCUGUGAAAGGGUCCAAAGGGCUAACAGAUGAAUUUUAUGGCUUUAUAAAGUCGAGAAAACGUUUUAUUUUUGUGACAAAGACAAAGCAUUUACAGCAGUUAAAAGGGAUGAAAAGCUCUAAAGAAGGUAUGUGAAAGGGGUACCAUUUGUCAGUAGAAGGUAUACGAAAGGGAUACUUUUUUCGUGAAAAAUGGUAUAUAAAAGGGUAAGGAGUUGGACCUCGGGGCGGAGCCUCCCCGUGUAAAAAUUUGUUAAGUACCUCCUUCCGGAAUUUGAAUUCGGGGCUUUCGAGAAACCAGAAGUUCCCUAGCGGCGGGGAUUGAGGAGAGACUAUAUUUGCUGCUGUAACUUCGAUAAUCCUCUCAGUUACUUCUAAUUCUUUGUCCUGCGAGUUUUAAUGUAUGUUUUUUUUACAUAUUCAUUAUUUUAUCUUCAUAUUACAUGGGUUUACAACAAACCAACUAAAUAAUUUGUUAGCUCAAUUUGUUAGACUGCGCUCUACCGAUAUCUCAGAGGUUCAAGCCUGAAUUUGUCAGGCUUUCUUUCCCCAACUGCGUUGUAAAAGUUGCUUCCUAGUAAAAUGAUUUUCUUUACAUUUAAUUCUCUAUUCCGCAACAGUUCUAAUAUAUGUUCAUACGUUCAUUAUUUGAUUUGUUAGCCACUGUUUAAAAUUCUUUUUUUCUUUUUGGCAGAUUUUAAAAAUUGCUCAUGAAAACCACACUCAACAUUUUACAGAAAAUAAUUAUAACAUUUAUAAUGAUAAGAUGAUUUUCAUUUCCAUAGGUUAAGUCCUCCAGAGCCAAAGUCAUCCAUUGGUCAGAACUGUGGCGGAAAAUAUAUUUGGAAGAUAGAGCAUUUCUCUCAGCACCUCCAGGAUGCUCUCAAUGGAAUAAUAGCAUCACUUGAGAGCCCUCCAAUUUACACAGGCCUACAAGAAUACAAGUUCUUCAUGCGCAUUUUCCUAAAAGGCGUUAAUGGUGGAGAUGGAAGACACAUUGGCCUUUUUGUUGGCAUGAUGAAGGGAGAAUACGAUACUGUUCUGGAAUGGCCCUUCUGUGGACGAAUCUCCCUCACCAUCAAGGAUCAAAGCACUGAUGUUCAUGGCUUCCGCAACGAUAUCAGCGGCACUUUCAUGGCCAAUAGAAAUCUGGGAGCUUUUCAGAAACCUGCUGCUGCCGACAGCGGAUACACCACACUGUAUGGCUACGCAGAGUUUGCGCCCGUCGCCACGGUUUGUACCCCAAAGUACUCUAAAGAUGACACAGUGAUGGUCAAGAUUGAGAUCCAUAAAAACAUCUAA